GCAACUUGUAGCAACAGAUCGACCUUCCUGCAGCAACUUCCUCUGAAUAUUAUUUGGUAACACUGUUCCUCGUCUGGAAAGCAACACUCUGUUCUGUCAAGAUGGCCCCGCUCCCUGUGCUCCGGGUGGCGCUCCUGGUGUCAUUCUCUGUGUUCCUCACGGUGGUGCUGGGCUUCGGGCUGCCUGCUCUCCUGAAUGUAGCGAUGAGGAUGUUGGGAUUACCAGAGACCAGUGUGACCGAGUGCAUAGUUGUGCUCUAUUUACUUUUUGUGGUGUAUGUGGCGACGCCUCGCAUUCCCAGGGGCUGUGUGGAGGUGAAGGGGAAAGCUGUGUUUGUCACAGGUUGUGACAGUGGAUUUGGUCAUGAACUUGCUAAACAUCUUCACAAGCUUGGCUUCACGGUCUUUGCUGGAUGUCUUCUUAAGGAUAAAGGUGGAGAGGGUGCAAAGGAACUGGAAGAAUUUCACUCAGAUCGUAUGAAGGUGGUCCAGCUGGAUGUCUGCAGUGAAGAGCAGGUGAACCAAGCUGCAGAGUAUAUCAAAGACAACCUGGAGGACUCAGAAAGAGGUCUGUGGGCCGUGGUGAACAACGCCGGUGUGUCAACGUUUGGAGAAGUGGAGUUUGCCUCCAUGGACACCUACAAGCAGGUGUCAGAGGUCAACCUGUGGGGCACCAUCAGGGUCACCAAAGCUGUUCUGCCGUUGAUCCGCAGGGCCAAAGGCCGUGUUGUGAACCUGGCCAGCAUGUACGGGAGGAUGGGAAAUGCCUUGCGUUCACCUUACUGCGUAUCUAAAUACGGCGUGGAAGCCUUUUCUGAUUGCCUUCGCUAUGAAAUGAAGACCUGGGGAGUCAAAGUGUCCAUAAUCGAACCGGGGAACUUCAUCGUGGCCACUGGCAUCAUGACCCGAGACAUUGUAGCCAGCACGGCCAAUAAGCUGUGGAACGAGGCGCCGUCGCAUGUGAAGGAGGAUUAUGGGAGAGCCCACUUUGAGCACCACAUGGCUUUGAUGCGCUCUUACUGCAGCAGCGGACAGAGGGAUAUUUCCCCUGUUCUGGAUGACAUUACUGAUGCCAUCAUGUCCAAGCGCCCCUACACACGAUACAACCCCAUGGAGCCAUACUGGUGGAUCAGAAUUCAGAUUAUGACCUAUCUGCCUGCCGCAAUAGGCGACUUCUUCUACUACUAAAAGAGGAGCUGUUCCUGUAGGAGUUUCCUGUGAUUCAUAUAAAAGCAUCUUAUUCAACUCUGUAGCGCUACGCAGAUCAGUAGACUUACCCUGAACAGGGCUCUCUGCUACGUGUUCCUCAGCACUUUAAACCAUUCACUGAUCAUGCCUUAAAACUUAAUGGUUUUUUAAACUGUAAAGAAAUUAUUGCACUUUGCUUUUUGUAUGUUGUACAAGACCCAUAACUUUAUCUAUACAGGUAAAUUCCAUGAUAAGUAGUAACUACUUUGUGUUGAGUAUCAGCAGGGCUAUGACAUACUCGUAGCUAUAUAUACUGCAUCGUUAUUGCUUGCUGUGGUAUUAUCUUAAAGGGACAGCUCAGCCCAAAAUCAAAAAUACAUAUGUUUCCACUUAAAUGUAGUGCUAUUUAUCCGUCUAGAUUGUUUUGGUGUGAGUUGCCAAGUGUUGGAGAUACCGGCCGUAUGUCUGCCGUCUCUGGAAAAUAAUGGAACUAGAUGGCACUCGGCUUGUGGUGCUCAAAGCGCCAGAAAAUACAUUUAAAAACUCAGCUGUAAUGUCUCUUUCCAGAAAUAAUGACCCGGUUACCACAAUGCAAAUAGCUAAUCAGCAACUCAGUGUAUUUACCCAUAUAGACAUGGUUGACGACCUGCUGAAGUUCAAACUGAGCAUCAGAAUGAGGAAGAAAGGUGAUUUAAGUGACUUUGAAUGUGCUGUGGUUGUUGGUG
Messenger RNA from Epinephelus lanceolatus (giant grouper), 1912 nucleotides. RefSeq names its product 3-hydroxybutyrate dehydrogenase, type 1 (gene bdh1). The record is from RefSeq and is a predicted model, not a curated record. Gene Ontology annotation, biological process: steroid metabolic process. Gene Ontology annotation, molecular function: oxidoreductase activity. NCBI's taxonomy places the organism in Eukaryota, Metazoa, Chordata, Actinopteri, Perciformes, Serranidae. Gene Ontology annotation, cellular component: intracellular membrane-bounded organelle.